AGCUGUCAGACCCAGAGAGCGCAUUCCUGCUGCUUCUUACUUGUGCGUGGUGACCAUGGAGUCGUCCAUGAGUUUUACAGCAGGAUGUCAUUUCCAAAGUCAGUGCGCAACGAAGGAUGCCGUUCAAUUAACGAACUGAAGAGAUGGGACGCCGACGGAUUGUGUGAAUAUGUGCUCCGCGAUGAAGUGGCGCAAGUGGUGACUGCCAACUGACAAGACGCAGAAGUUGUCUUAUUUGUUUUUCUUCUGCUCUGGAGACAGUGGACACUUCAGCCACUUUUAACGACUUCAACAAUCAGAAAGGACGGAACGCAAAAUCUAUUAGAAAACCAUGCACUGUUCAUAUCCAUGGAGAGAUGGCAUGCGUGCUCCUCUUCAGUCGAAUCCUUCCCUUCUCACACCGGCUCACAAGAACAUCCAUUUGCUUAUUGUCGCUUUUCCUGUCUUAUGUGUGCUACUGUGCGCUAUUCCCUGCCGAUACCGCCAUGCAAAAGCCAGGUGAUCCGACGCCCAGCUGUCAGCGCGUCCUGGCCGAUGGAGCCAAAAGGCGCAUUCAGAAAUCACCGUCGUCCUGCGUUUUGCCGUUGGACGCGAGACCGAGCAGCGAUGAGGCAUCUCGGCCGAAAACCGACCAAAGACCCCCCUCGACUCUCCACGUCGACACGCCCAGUCCUCCAAUGGGCAACUUAAAGUUCGGCAAUAAAAAGUUACCGAACGCCAUCAUAGUCGGUGUGAAAAAAGGAGGCACCAGAGCGGUUUUGGAGUUCAUAAGGAUCCAUCCGGACGUGCGAGCGGCCGGCACCGAGACGCACUUCUUCGACAGGAACUAUGACAGAGGCCUGGAGUGGUACAGAGGUUUAAUGCCAAGGACUCUCGAAAGCCAACUCACGAUGGAGAAGACACCAAGCUACUUUGUGACAAAAGAGACGCCGCACCGGAUCUCCGCCAUGUCCCGAGAUACCAAGCUCAUUGUGGUGGUGCGUGACCCCGUCACUCGUGCAAUAUCUGAUUACACUCAGACUUUAUCCAAAACCCCCGACCUACCGAGCUUCCAGGAUCUGGCCUUUAGAAACCAGAGCCUGGGCAUUGUGGACACGUCCUGGAACGCCAUUCGGAUCGGCCUGUACGCUCUGCACCUUGAAAACUGGCUCCGCUACUUCCCUCUGGCUCAGAUCCACUUCGUGAGCGGGGAGCGUCUUAUCACGGACCCGGCAGGGGAGUUGGCUCGGGUGCAAGACUUCCUUGGUCUAAAGCGCAUUGUCACAGACAAACACUUCUAUUUCAACCGCACCAAGGGCUUCCCCUGCCUUAAGAAGCCGGAGAGCAGCGGCUCGCCUCGCUGCCUGGGCAAGUCCAAGGGCAGAACUCAUGUGCAGAUAGACAGAGACGCUAUUGAGCAACUGCGAGACUUCUAUAGACCUUACAAUGUCAAGUUUUAUGAAAUGGUGGGUCACGAUUUCAAGUGGGAGUAGAGGUUUGAGAGAUAUUUCUAAAUGGCACAAGAAAGAUUAAUGUAUUCCACAAAACUAAAGAUGGUUUGCCUGCAUUAAUAUGACAUGGUUAAGCCGGAUAGCUAACUAUCAAUUUUUGGGUGAAACUGCAAAAAGCGGCAUUAUUUUUUUUUAAGUGACGCUAAUGAACAUAGCUAAAUCUAAGAUGACAUUGCUUAUGCGCUGGUAAUGAUCAGCCAGCAUCGGCAUCCUGUUUGUUGCCGGAUACAGACAUCAUUUCAGCCUCAGGAUCACAUGAAUUCUUUUUCCUGUGUGCUAUUGCUGACUAGAUUCCCCAUUUGCUGACUGUUUAUUUGAAAAAAAAAGGGAAAUUCCAGGGAAUGGGAUUAGUUCCUCUUAAAACCUGCUUCACUAAUCACGGCAGGGCUCGAAAGCAAGACCUUGGAAAAUGUCAGUGAAGUCUUCAGGGAGAGCAGAAUUAAGCUGCAGCACUGUGGUGGUAAAUCUGAAAUGUAAAGCCAUAACACAAGUGUGAACCACCUAAUAUCACAUACUGUUGGUCUCAUCAGUUUCUAUACAGGGUGGGAGAUUUUCUGUGUCCUUCUUUCCAGCAUGCAUCGGGUAAGUUAGUAGAUGCCGUAACAUGCAGCACUUCACUUUGUUCUCUGUGCUUUCUUUGCAAAAACAAAACAUGUUUAUAUAUUUUUUACAAAGCUAUUUAAUCGGUACCUUUGCCACAAUGCUUCUCCGUGAACUUCAUUGAAUGAAACAGAAGCACAAACACAUUUUUUUAUUUUGUCUUAUCUGAAACUAUGACCUUGAUGUUGAAUCCCUUGUUCCGUCCUUGAAUGAGAACCUCUUGGAAAAUGGUGGAUUGUGUACUAUACCUCCCUUUUCAUGUCUAGUCUGUAGAAUUAUUGUUUCCAGCAGAUUAGACCGCUGACAGCUCUUACAUCCGUCGCCGGCGUUGCUUCUGAAAACGCACCCUUUGAGGUUUAUUUGCAUUCUGUAAGGUUCGUUGUGUGCCUCGGCAUAGGUGGAUGAGUGGGCGUAUAGGUGUAAGGAAUAUCAACCACUUUUCAAAGACAAAGCAGGGAACAUCUAGUCGUGGCAGGUUAUCAAAUAGAAUCUGGGACUGCAUGUCACGUGAUUGCAUUGAAAAGUUUGGAUUUGGCUAUACACUGUCUGAGUUGGAGCCAGACUGAUACAAUACUGUAAACACAAAUGGGAAAAUCACUUUGUGAUGCACAAACAGGGACAUAGGAGAUUGUCUUGUUGUUUCAAGCAGUGCGUCGUAAAUGAUUUCGGAACUCAAUUUCCACAUCACACAUCGUGGUGGUACAGGCAACGCUUCAGAUUGCACUUUAAAUUGAUGCUUGAAAUUAAAGUGUUAUUAUUUACUAUACAGGGCACCACUCUUUUACCGUAGGUAAAAGAGGAAAUGUUAAUAGUUUAGCCUGUGAGCAGAAUGCUAAACUAUUAGCAACAUUUGCUCACAGCCCGGUCUCACUCCCAACCCGCUGGGUCAGUGCCAGUGCAGCUUACUGUAUGGUAUGAAGUCCAUGCACAUGCACUAGUUCUAGGUCCGUUCUGAAUGUACAUUUUUGACCUAAUUAUUCCCUCUGCUUUUUCCCUAUUACAUAAUCAGUAAGUAUUUCAGCAAUGAUUAUAUCAGUAUCAUUAGAUUUUAAGCAGAUAGUGGCAGAGCAUACAGCCUGAGAGGGUUCACUAUAAGUACAGACAUACAAAACAGCAGAAACUUACUCAGCAUUUUGUCUUUCAAUAUCACAAGUAAUGGACGUUGGAACAUUGAACUCUGAGAAUGUGUUUCCUUAAUAAUAAUGAUUUCGCUCCCAAUGAAAUGCAGGACAUGAUGGUCCUCUGUGUUAUCUACAUACCUCAGAAGUCUAGUGCUUGUAUCUGUUUGGACAGUACUUCAUCUGAAGCACCAUUGAAAUUCGUGUGUAACACUUUGAAGAUUUCUUGGUGUUUGACACCCAAAUAAAGAGGAGCUUGGGAAGCCUAAAAUCUGCUCUUGUUUUCACUCCGCUGUACGUUCACACUCUCUCCUCGUUCUUUGCAUCAUUUGCUCACAUUGUUAAGAGAAAGAUCAUGCUCCA
Molecule: messenger RNA, 3571 nt
Organism: Anarrhichthys ocellatus (wolf-eel)
Lineage: Eukaryota; Metazoa; Chordata; Actinopteri; Perciformes; Anarhichadidae
Product: heparan sulfate glucosamine 3-O-sulfotransferase 2-like
Exons: 2
Coding region: 357-1472 (371 amino acids)
Molecular function (GO): [heparan sulfate]-glucosamine 3-sulfotransferase activity
Source: RefSeq, a predicted model, not a curated record